UGCAUUUGCACCACUUGGUCAUGCAAUCCAAGUUUUGUUUUUCUUUUUCUUUUUCUGACUCGGUGGAAGGUACUAAGCUAGUGGAGUGACUAGUGACUAAGUAGUGGUAUUCACUGUCUUCACAAACAAAGAGAAAGAACCACAAACACAUUCUGUGGAAGUGAGGGUGAGAAAGAAUGGUAAGAGAGACAAGUAUUACUUCCCCCCCUCAAGUGGACUAAAAUUCAAUUCCAAGGAGGUAUUUCGUUAUCUUGACAAUGUUCAGAACAAAGUCAGCAUCCAGAAAAUCUCUCCUAAUGAAUCUAGAUUAUAGUUGAGAAAGCUAUUGUGGAAGGGUUACCACCAGGAUGGGUGAAAAAGACCAGAAUCACAACAAAUGGAGAUUCAGUUAGAAGAGAUACGUUCUACAUUGACCCUGUAAAUGGGUAUACAUUCUGCUCAAUAGAAGAUGUUGAUCACUAUCUUGAAACUGGGAAGAUAGGAAGGAAUGAAUUCACGUCAAAAGAUAAAGAUGGCAGUGAUAUGGAGUUAAAAGCUGACAAAUCUCCUUCAAGAAGUGUAACCAUGAAACCAACAUUAUCAGUUAGCAAGGGUCAAAGCUCAGAUUUGGACAUGAUAGCUAAUGACCAACAGAUUCCAAGAUCUGCAAGUUCUGAAGAAUAUUUGGAUGUGCCCAUUUCUGAAUGUAUAUCCAAUCAGUGUGUGGUGGGGGCUGAACUGACCAAUUUAGUUAUAUCACGGGCUGAAAGUUCAGAUCAGAAACAAGGGAAGUUUGGUUUAGCUCAAAGCGCUUCAGUUUCAGGUUGCACUAACAAAGAUGUUGAAGAAAAGCAACUUCAAGAAAAUUCAGAGACAAAACAUGGCGCUGCAAAGGCCCAGGCCCAAGAUCACCAGUGGCAAAACAAGCACAAGAAAGAGAUCAAUUUGCCUCACCGUGCUUCAAAGCGUCUUGCUGGAAUUAAGGUUGGUCCUGUUCCAGAACUUAAAACAAGAAAUCGAGCACGUCGUGUUGCAAUUAAACAAUCAGAUAAGGAAGAAACCAUCAUCAUAAAUGUGGAUAAAUCUCCCAACAGCUUGUCUGGUGAUCUAGCAAAACAGAAAUUAAGUGGCACAGAUACUGAGAAGACUCUAGAAGUGCAAAUAAGUGACAAGGAUAAAAAAUGCUUCUCUUUUUCACCUCUGGAGAACAAUGCUACUGUGGAAGAGUGUGCAAGAGUCCUUGAAAAUGGAGAUAAAGUUGAUGCAAAGUUAGAUUACACCCUUGACUUUCCCCUUGGAGAACUACUAACAGACCCAUGUAUUGCAUUUGCAAUUCAAACUCUCACUGGAGUAACAUUUGAAGCCUCCAAAAACUCGCAAACUUCUUCCAACUUAAGAAACAGCCAGCAUUCCAAAACUUCUGCUCCCACCCUCGCCAGUGGCAAAGGCGAUGAUAAGAAAAGCAAUGAUGGAUUAGGUGACCGUGUGUUAUCAUCUCUAGAGAACCUUGCUAUUCCAAAAGAACAUGCCGGUGAUGACAAAACUGAUUCAAAGGCCAAGAAUGAGAAUGCAGGACCAUCUUCUGAAAAGACACUUGACAUGUCAUGGAUGGAUCCAUGCAUUGAAUUUGCAAUAAAAACACUCACUGACACCAUCCCAUCAGACUCUGCUGAUCAAAAUCCCAAGAACUGCAUCCAAUUGUCAAGUGUCUGUUUAGAUAACAUUUACCAAACUGACUACUCUUGCAGACAAUACUUUGGCACACAGAAACCAAUGUUUCAUAAACAGUCUUUUGUGGAUCCAUCACUGCAGCACACUAGAAAUAUUGGUAUUGUAAAUUCUGCUGCUGAAGCCAGACUCUAAGGAAUGUUUGUUAGAUCAGUAAACCAUCUUGUGCUUGAACUAACAUAAGAUUGUACAGUUAUGAAAACUCUAUAAAAAGCUUCCUACCCCAUGAAAGCUUUUAACCUAUCUCCCUUUGUUGUUAUUUUGUUCUGUGAAUCCUUUAAUUAGCUGAUUUUGUAGAACAUGCUAUGGGUAGUUGUCAGUUACUAUUAUGUUAGCUUGAUUGCA
Messenger RNA from Glycine soja, 2052 nucleotides. RefSeq names its product methyl-CpG-binding domain-containing protein 13-like. Bases 523 to 1842 code for a protein of 439 amino acids. The transcript is spliced from 6 exons. Gene Ontology annotation, molecular function: DNA binding. The record is from RefSeq and is a predicted model, not a curated record. Lineage: Eukaryota; Viridiplantae; Streptophyta; Magnoliopsida; Fabales; Fabaceae.